Hemicordylus capensis (graceful crag lizard) is the source of this 4734-nucleotide messenger RNA. It is a transcript of the gene FAM111A, whose product is annotated as FAM111 trypsin like peptidase A. The coding region runs from base 60 to 2033 and encodes 657 amino acids. The record is from RefSeq and is a predicted model, not a curated record. The transcript has 5 exons. NCBI's taxonomy places the organism in Eukaryota, Metazoa, Chordata, Lepidosauria, Squamata, Cordylidae.
CUUCUGAGGGCUUCUCUUCUGCCCACCGGUCAACGUGCAGUGGGCUCACCCAAGUCAAUAUGAAACAGACAAAGUCUUCACGUGGCAAGAAGCAGCAGCAUGUUAAAACAUCUAACAAUGAUGGAGAUAUCCUGCCUUUUCUAAAGCGUAAGGAGAACUCCACUGCGGUAAUCACAAAUGCCAAAAGGCACCAGGAGAACUUCACUGCAGUAAUCCGAAAUGCCAAAACGAUGAGAACUGCUACGGAAAUUGGGAAUCAUCAUACAAGAGAAAAUACAUCUAGCAAUGAGAAGUCAACAGAUGAAGAAAGAAAAUUCACUGUGAACUUGGGUGAUGGAAAGGAGCAUGUGGUGAAAGGGAAACUUCAUAUCAAUGUGUAUACUGCCCUCAUGGCUGCUAAAGCUGUUCAAAUGCAGAUGGAAAUAGAGAGGGAGAAGAAUAAGGAGAUCUAUUUAAUAGGGCGGAAAGGAAUUAAGGGAUGCAUUAACCUGGGGAUGCCUCUGAAGUACUUGCCUGUGGGCACCCAAUGUGACAUGAAAUUUUACAAGAUUGGUAAAAAUGGGGGUAGUGAUGAGAUAGGAUACCGUCAAUAUGACAAGAGGGAAGAAUGUAUCUUGUUCUAUGUUUCCCCAGUUGGAAAUAGAUUAGAAACCAACAUGGCACAGACUCGUAAGAUAAUUAGGUGCAAAUGGCUUCUUGAAGAACGCUGCAAUAUGUGUGUCUUUGCACCAAAAGGUGAAACAGUGAAGGAAGCUCUGUGCAAAGAUGGACGAUUUAUGUCUGUGCUGAACAAACAAGAGUGGGUACUGAUGAAUGGUAAAAAGUCCAUAGACAACUCUUACUCAGUUGACAGUUUAUCUAAGAAGAGUUUUUCUAAUAAGAUUUUUUCCGUGGAAGUGGAGACUAAAAAACAUGCCAAAUCCAGGCGUGGUCCAAAUAAUGAACAGCUCUCCCUGGACUCUCCAGAGGGGCGCAAAACUUUUCAUUAUUUUAAGACUGAUAUUCUGAAUCAGUAUCCUUACUUAAAGAAACAAAGUGAAUUCAUUGACAAGUUCAUUAAAGAUUUUCGAAAGCAACACAAGCAUAAACGUAAUAUCUUCAGAGUGCAUUUUGACAAGGAGACAAAGAAUUCCACUCCGAUUAAGAUGGUGAAGAAACUUGUUACUUGUAGUGAGUCAGUGGGGUACAUUUUGUGGGGUGUUACUAAAAAAGAGGGUGCUGCUACUUGCUUUGUUUUGCAUGAUAAGUACAUACUAACUUGCCACCAUGUAGUUAAGGAUAUAGUUGGAGAAGGAAUUGAGGAAAAGGACUGGGCAGCUAAAAUUAGCCAAUCAGCACGUGUAACUUUCUCUUUUGAAGACCAUCACCCCAGGGAAAUUGACUGGUGGUCACUUGAGUCGUGGUUUGAAAUAUCAGAUCAAGAACUUGACUUCGCUGUUCUGAGACUGAAGGAAAAUAGUAAUGCAAGAAGGCUUCCAGCAGGUUUGGUACAAUUAACUUCUCCUAUCCCAUUUAAUGGUCUUAUUUACAUUAUUGGCCAUCCAGAUGGCGAAGCAAAGUCUAUAGAUAACUGUUCUGUGGUGCCUGUAUUUGAGCGCCCACAGGCAUGUGCUAGUCGUUUGCAGCAGGGCCAGGAGGCAGAAUGCACCAAUGUCAGUUGUGGUUAUGAUGCCAAGGGUAACAAUUGCAUCCAUAUGUACAAUCCAAGAGAUUUCCCAGAAGUAAUCAAUCAACCUGCUGUACUCACCUAUGAUACAUCUUUUUUCUAUGGAUCUUCAGGUUCACCAGUCUUUGAUACAAAUGGCCGUCUGGUUGCAUUGCAUGCAGCUGGUUAUGUUUAUGGAGCCAAAUGCAAACAGCGCAGCAUAAUUGAAUUUGGGUUUUCAAUGGUGUCAAUUCUGUCAGUAAUUGAGAAGAAGUAUAAAAUUUGGUAUGACUCUGAAAUUCGUCCUGCUGUGCAGGCUGGUCCUGACGCAGGAGAGACUAACUUGUGUGGUGACCCUACUGAUGUGGAAAUGGAAGUCUUGGAUUGAAACAACUUCUCAUAAUCAUCUUGUCAUUUUGAAAACAGAGUUGGUCAAGAGGCUGUACUGUUUUUGAAGGUGGUUUCCACAAUCCCACUUAUCUCAGGGACUUUUGCAUCCCAUAUGUGCCUGCUGUCAUUGAGAUCUACUGGGUGGGGUCAUUGUUCUAGGACCCACCCCUCUUGGAGGCAUGACUAGAUGUGACCCUGACCGGGCCUUCUCAGUGGCGAUGCCUGCACUUUGAAUUCUUUGCCCUGGUAAAUUAAAGUUUACCAGGACCCCACUUUGUUAUUUUUCAGAUAAAUUAAUUCUGUACUGCCCUCCUAAUGUUUUUAUUCUGAAAUAUUUGUGGUCUUGGACUUGUGGUCUGCUGGGCAUAUUUUCUGUUAUGGCUCCUUAGUGUAUUGUUGAUUUAACAUAGUUAGCUAUGGUUAUUUUAUUUUAUUUUCACCCACCCAAGCUUGCAGAGAGACACACCUCUAUUCUGCUCUAUGCAGACAAUGCAGAAAUUCUCUCUACAACCCCCACAGGUGUCAGAAGAACUCUGAGGGCCCUUGCCCAAUAUUGCAAAGAAGACCAGUUGGAAAUUAACUAUUACAAAACCAAAAUUAUGGCCUUUGCUAAGAGACAACACACACUCCUGGCAUAUAAAUGGGCACAAAAUUGAGCAGGUUUCAUGCUUUAAAUACAUUUGGGUGGUCUUCUAAGCCUCUGGCACUGGAAAACCUCACAGCACUUAUGUUGCCCCAAACACCCAGAGGAGUGCCACUGCCAUCCUAAAAUUCUUCUGAUCAAGAGGAUACAUAUCUGCAGUUCACUACAUAUUUGCAACCAGGGGUGGGGAACCUUGGCCCUCCAGCUGUUUUUGAACUACAACUCCCACCAUCCCCAGCCACAAUACUGGGGAUGAUAAGAACAGCCCUGCUGGAUCAGGCCCAAGGCCCAUCUAGUCCAGCAUCCUGUUUCGCACAGUGGCCCACCAGAUGCUGCUGGAAGCCACAGACAGGAGUUGAGGGCGUGCCCUUUCUCCUGCCAUUACUCCCCUGCAACUGGUUCUCAGAGGCAUCCUGCCUUUGAGGCUGGAGGUGGCCCACAGCCCUCCGACUAGUAGCCAUUGAUAGACCUCUCCUCCAUGAAGUCAUCCAAACCCCUCUUAAAGCCAUCCAGGUUGUUGGCUGUCACCACAUCCUGUGGCAGAGAGUUCCACAAGUGAAUCACGUGUUGUGUGAAAAAGUACUUCCGUUUGUUGGUCCUAGACCUCCUGGCAAUCAAUUUCAUGGAGUGACCCCUGGUUCUAGUGUUGUGUGAGAGGGAAAAGAAUUUCACUUUCUCCACACCAUGCAUGAUUUUAUAGAUCUCUGUCAUGUCUCCCCGUGGUCGUCUUUUUUCUAAACUAAAAAGCCCCGGGUGUUGUAGCCUUGCCUCAUAAGAAAGGUGCUCUAGGCCCCUGAUCAUCUUGGUUGCCCUCUUCUGUACCUUCUCCAGUUCAACAAUGUCCUUUUUGAGAUGUGGUGACCAGAAUUGUACGCAGUACUCCAAGUGUGGUCGCACCACAGUUUUAUAUAAGGGCAUUAUAAUGUUAGCCGUUUUAUUUUCAAUCCCCUUUCUAAUGAUCCCUAGCAUUGAAUUUGUCUUUUUCACAGCUGCCACACAUUGAGUCGACAUUUUCAACGAGCUGUCCACCACAACCCCAAGAUCCCUCUCUUGGUCUGUCACCGACAGCUCGGAUCCCAUCAGCAUAUACUUGAAGUUGGGUUUUUUUGUCCCAAUGUGCAUCAUUUUACACUUGCUAACAUUGAACCGCAUUUGCCAUUUUGUCGCCCACUCCCCCAGUUUGGAGAGAUCCUUUUGGAGCUGCUCACAAUCCAUUUUGGAUUUCAACAAUCUGUUUUGGAUUGUUUGGAUGAUGGGAGUUGUAGUUCAACAACAGCUAGAGGGCCAAGGUUCCCCACCCCUGCCUUAAACUAUUGAAAGCCAAGUUGCUAGACAACUCCUCUAUGGCGCUCAACUGGGCCCCUUCUCCAACUCUGCCCAUUGGAGCUUGUCCAGUCCAAAUUCCUAAGAAUAGUUCUCCAAGUACCACGGUCUUUCUAACUAAGAAGGUCUGACACAGUGCAUGUUCACACAAUUUACCCUUUUUAGUUUAUUCCACUGUCUUAGUUUUAAACCCCAUAGCAUUUUAUGGUUUUUACCAACUGAGUAAAAUUUUAAGAAUUUAACCAGUUGGAACUUUUAUAUAGUCUUAUCCAUUUUACACUAAUUUUACUUAUCUUAACUGUAGUUUUAAGAUAGUUUACCACAGCUUAACAGUAGCUGUAUAACCAUGUACAGCUUUUAGCUUCUCUGCUGUCUUCAUGGGUCAGGCAUAGCCCAUUUUAAUAUGUCUUUAUGGUGUUUUAAUGUAAUCUACUUUAUGCUGGUCAAAGACCAUAAUUGUAAUUUUUAACUGCUUAUUUGUAUUGCACACUACCUUGAGUUUCAGUUGAUGGUAUGUUGGUGCCUGGCUUGUGCAGCAAAGACUUGGUCUUUGUAUUAUUAUUAUUUUAAAACUCAUGUGAUAUUCUCGAUCUGCAGCCAUAGUAUAUCAUGCAAAUAAAACGUGACCAUGUAGGUGAUGUAUAAAUGGGCAAAAAUCCUAUUUCAUUUACCACCCUGUGCAUGCAGUACUUCUCUUAUUUCAUUUCUAUCCUUUCCUCCAGGGUUAGAACCA